GGGAACACGUCCCUCCAAAUUAUACGAAGUGGCCCUGAAAAUUAAGUUCAAAAUUCUUCAUCGGAAGAUUUCAAUUACUCAGUACCUAUGUCUGAUACAAAUAAAAGAUGGAAUAAUGAUUAGUGAUGCGGAUUUGUGGAUUUGUGAUGGUGUUAAUACAGUGAUGUUAAAAUAAUUCUCAAAAUGAAAAACGGUAAAAGAAAAUUAUCAACAGACAGCGGUGUUGAUGCAACUUGCUGUAAAAACUUGUCUAUUUUCGCUUGCGUGUGUGCAGUAAUAUCCCUUAUAGCUCAUACUUACAAUUACAUAGAAAUCGGAGAUGCGAAGGCCAAUUUAAAUACAGAAGCUAGAAAUGUAGUGAGAAAUAUGUUAGAAGAUAAAUUAGAAGAAAAAAUUGAAAGUUACUUCACAGAACUCAGUGGAACAACAUUAAGUAGACUAAAACGAGAAGCUAUGUUGAAAUCAUCUCAAAUUCAAGAAGAUAAUACUGUGGCACCACAUGUUGAGUUCUUUAAUCCAAAAAUGCGCGCAGAACUUGAAGAGAAGGAUGCAGCUGAAAUGCGCCGGACUGGUGCCAAGGGUCCGGCUCCUGGUGGCGACACAUGGGUGUGGCUCACCAGUUACUCCAGGGUUCCAUACAAAGUAGUGCAAGGCUUUUGCAAGGCAACCCAGGACUACUGUCCUCCCGGAGUCCAAGGCCCUAAAGGUCCUACUGGUAUGCCAGGACCUAAAGGAGAAAGGGGUGAUCCAGGUGCACCUGGAACCCCAGGCCAUGCGGGGACUAGGGGACCACUUGGACCACCGGGUCCUAAAGGAGAACGUGGAUUUCCUGGCAAUGCUGGACUUGAUGGUCGUGAUGGAGUACCAGGAGAGCCUGGACUCGAUGGAAUGUCAGGUAGAAAUGGCGCAGAUGGAGCUCCAGGUAAAGAUGGACGCGACGGGGUGCCAGGUAGAGAUGGCAGUCCGGGAAAGAACGGGAAGGACGGAAAAGACGGUAGAGCCGGGGCGCCAGGCCCGCCCGGUCUUCGGGGUGUAAAAGGCGAUCGGGGACCUACAGGUCCCAAGGGUCAACGUGGCAACGACGGGCGAGAUGGUGCACCGGGCAGACCUGGACUCUCCAUAUACAACUAUACAAAAGAGAAGGAACUGUUUAUACCGCCAACAUUUGCACAGGAACACACUCGUGUAAUAGUCCGUGAGAGUGACACGCUUCGCAUCAGCUGCAAUCCAACUGGCCGGCCUGAACCAUCCGUGGAAUGGAGAAGAUCUGAUGGGACCGCUAUUAUUCAGGGUUCAUGGCGAGAUGCAUCUGUGAGCGGUCAUCUCCUCAAUAUUCCAAAUGUAUCAAGAUGGCACACAGGGAAGUACGUGUGUCUGGCCAAUAACGGGAUGCUGCCAUCUGCCAACCAAACUACGGACGUAGAAGUACACUUUAGCCCCUAUAUAAGGGUACCGAACAACAUAGUGUAUGUGUACAACAAAACGGCCAAAAUAGAGUGUGAGAUACAAGCCUGGCCGGAACCAGUUCUCGCUUGGGAGUAUGAAGGCAUAACCCUGGAAGGUCCUCGGUACAAAACAGAGGUGGUAACAACUGGUGAUCCCUGGCGGUGGAUCAUGAGAUUAGAGAUCCCAGGAGUGAGGGAGCAUGACCUUCGCCAGUACAGUUGUGUUGCGAAGAACGAGCUGAAUAAUCAAACUGUGAAAGGACAUAUUAAACUUGCGUACCCAAGCCCUCACCAGCAAAUGCCGGUACAGCAGCCGAUGGAGUUCGGUUCCCGGCCCCCAAUCCUCACGUCCUACGAGGAGCUGUGCCAGGUGCAGCGGUGCCCGUCUUGUCCCCGCUGCGACCGAGCCCAACUACUGAUACUGACUAUGAACUCCACUGCAGGGUACAAUAUGAGAAGGAAUACCAAUUGUCAACUGUAUGCUAUAGGAAAACCUGUGUAUCACAGAUAUAAAGACGAACUGUUCGGAGCUUGGCUGAGGGAUUCUAAUGCUUCAGAGGCUCAGAGAGAUAAACUAUGGACGACGCAGGAGAAUGAUGUAGAAAGACUACGGGAAUAUAGGAGCAAAGUCAGUUUCAAGUCGGAUCAUGUUGAUGAAUUUCACAAACUACAGAGACCAUUCUAUGGUAAUGGACAUAUAGUCUACAGCGGGUCAUUCUUCUAUCAAGCCAACGAGUCUGGUCAUCCUGGUGAUAUCAUCAGGUACGACCUGUCGCAGAGCAGAAUCAAAUCUGUGCACUUACCUCACGCUGCUGGAAGGUUGUACACCGCUCAGCACAAUCAGGUAGACUUCAGUGCCGACGAUAAUGGGCUUUGGGCCAUCUAUUCAAUUGAGGGUUCUAACAACACCGCAGUUGCUAAGCUUAGUUUUGACCCCAGCAGGGAUGGAUUAAAUAUUGAUCACAUUUGGAAUAUAUCACUUAAUCACAGACAGAUUGGAGAAAUGUUUAUAGUCUGUGGGGUGCUGUAUGCUCUCGACUCAGCUACGGAGCGAGAGAGUAAAGUCACCGUGGCCAUAGAUCUGUACCUCAAAAAACCAGUUGAAGUCUCAUUACAGUUCACCAACCCGUUCAGAAAGACAACGCAGCUGGGGUACGACCAUAUGCAUAAAGAGUUGUACUCUUGGGACAGAGGCAAUCAGCUCACGUAUCCAGUCCGAUAUAACGAACUACCUGGGCCUUAG
Achroia grisella is the source of this 2688-nucleotide messenger RNA. RefSeq lists its product as uncharacterized. Gene Ontology annotation, biological process: signal transduction. The record is from RefSeq and is a predicted model, not a curated record. The transcript is spliced from 17 exons. NCBI's taxonomy places the organism in Eukaryota, Metazoa, Arthropoda, Insecta, Lepidoptera, Pyralidae. Bases 184 to 2688 code for a protein of 834 amino acids.